Molecule: messenger RNA, 1331 nt
Organism: Cucurbita maxima (winter squash)
Lineage: Eukaryota; Viridiplantae; Streptophyta; Magnoliopsida; Cucurbitales; Cucurbitaceae
Exons: 2
Coding region: 24-1169 (381 amino acids)
Source: RefSeq, a predicted model, not a curated record
UCUUACUGACCUCAAAACUCAGCAUGAAGUUGUUGUUGCCUUCUCCUUCUUGCUCUUCCACUUCUUCCUUCUCCGCUUCCAACUUUGAUGCUCAUGUCUGCAACCCCAGAGCUGCAGCUACCCCCAGCUGCCUUUCGGGAAUUCUCCGCCGAAUUCUCUGCUCCGGUAGCCUCCCGACGCACCCGUCCGAUCAGAUCACUGAAGAAACCAACUCAUUAAAGUCUGAGGACAAUGUUAAGAACGUGGGUGUCAUGAAAGACACAAAUGAGGCCAAGCCCACCGCUGGAAUUGUGGCCAGGCUGAUGGGUUUGGAUACCAUGCCAGAUAUGAAGCAGAAUUGUAAUUCAAUAGCAAGAACUCAAUCCAUGAACUCUGUGGAGCAUUUUUACAAACACCUUGAAGGCAAACAUAAAGGGGUUAGAUCAACACAGUCGUUUCGAGAGAUACCCACCUUCCUCGAGCUUGAAAAUGAAGAUUACUUCAUCCUAAGCUUCGAAGGAGACAGCAAAAAUGAAGAAUUCAAAGCGAAAGCAAGAAGGCAUGGAGAAGAAAAAUGUCAAAACAGGGGAAGCAACAAAACAGAGCAUUCUUACGUGAGAAAGACGAAGAAGAAGAUAUUCAAUCCAGAAGAAGCCAAAGAGUUCGUCCUAAUCGAUUUGAAACAAAAGAAGAAAUCAAGAAAAAGAGUCUCAAGAAAUAAACCAACCUCCAGAAUUUCAACCAAGGAUCGCCAUGGCAGAAGAUCAACAAGGAAGGUAGAAUCAGAGCAGAGCUCCGACGAAUUAAGCCCAGUAUCAGUUCUUGAUAGCAGUGAAUUCCUCCGAGAUUCUGAAGAAGCAGCCCCAUUAUCAGGAGACGCCGCUUCGAAAUCCCCCGUAAAUAGUCGAAGGAAAUUAUCACCGGAGCUCGAAAUCUCUCAGCGCCGAUCUCUGGACGACGAUGAUUUGAUAAUCAAAGAAGGAAACCCCGCGAAGACGAGAGCGAUUGAAGAAGAGAUUUGUAAAAUAACAGAGAUGGAAUUGGUGAAAUCGAUUUGGAAUUACAGGAAAUUUUGUGAAGAACAUGAAGAACUUGGAGUUGAGAGUAUAAUUGAAGGUUUUGAUUCGUUCAUUCUUGAAGGAUUGAUAGAGGAAUUUGCAGAACAAAUGUAUGAUUCGAUCUUCAUCUGAAAAUCAACGACUAACAUGUAAAUUUUCGAAUUAUAGUUUACUAAGCUCACCAAAAAUUGAACCGGAAAAACAAAAUCCUGUUCUAGAUUCUGAUUUCAAAUUGUAUUUACAAUUUGAAUUUGAAUUCGCGUACGAACAAAGAAUCUUUCCUUUGAAUUUUUA